UUUUAAUUUCAAUCAAACCGUGUCUUUUGCGUUAGACAAUUAAUGUAAAAACGCAAAAAAUGUCGCAAAAUCGCCGAACCGAAAAUGUGAAUCAUCCGGAAGGAAUGGAUAUCGUUAAAUUAAUGGAUAAGCGGUCCGUAGAUUUGAUAGAAAUUGAUGGUGAUCAUGUGGACCAAAGGAAUAACCACUGUACGUAUAGCGCAUAGACAGUUUAUCUGCAUAUAAGUCUGUAAUAGAUACGAGAGGACACUAGGGGAGUAAUGAGUAGGUAGGUGACUGUCAGUCGCAUCGGAGUUCCGUGUGAUCGACGAACGUUGCUACAUACGAUUUAUCAUGUCACGUUCUAUGCUGUUACUGAUCCUGUUGGGUAUAUUAUUGCUCAAUUGCCAAGAGACGCUUGGUCGAAGAGGCCGAGCAAGAGGUAGAAGCAAAUCUCGUGUGCAGAUUGGAUUGCCUAUUACCGGAAAGUACCGUGAUCCGGAAAGUGAUCAAUAUUACAACCAUCACGAUGGAGCCAAGAUAAUUCUGGCAUCGCACUUCGAUCUGGAAUAUGUCUUGGGACACAAAAUAGCUUUUCUUUGUCUCGCUAAAGGUAAUCCGCGUCCGCAGAUCACGUGGUUCAAGGAUGGUGCCGAGAUUUACACGCAUCACUAUCUACAUAUACACGAGUGGCAAGUUGGAACUGACAAAGUGAAAUCGAAAAUCGAGAUCGAUCCCGCCACUCAAAUGGACGCCGGGGUUUACGAGUGCACGGCAGACAACAUGUACAGCAUCGAUCGAAGGUCUUUCAAGACUGACUUCUCCAUCGCUUUUGAUUAGUACGAGAAAUCCGAAAUAAACUCAUAAACUAGGUAAAACAUGUAAAUCCCAGGUAACAUUUAAAAUUUUUGUAAUAGACACUAGGAAGCGAUAGAUCUUAAGAAAACGGUUUAGAACGAUAUGUAUUUUUAUUGUAACUUAUAUGGAGAGAUGGAAAAAACUAAAUUGUCCUGAUAAAAAAUUAAAAGAAAUCUUUUUAAUCCCAAUCGCGAGAAAAGCGAGCUUAGAAAAUCGCGAAAUGUCUUAUCUAGAAUAAUAAACUGCUUUCUUCUAAAGCAGAAUCAAUGAGUAAUGGGCAUACAAUCAUAGUCGAUUAAGACAAAAUAUAUAUAAAAAAU
This is a messenger RNA of Formica exsecta, 1157 nucleotides long. Its product is annotated as immunoglobulin domain-containing protein oig-4-like. Gene Ontology annotation, molecular function: cell adhesion molecule binding. The transcript has 4 exons. The record is from RefSeq and is a predicted model, not a curated record. Gene Ontology annotation, cellular component: cell-cell junction. Gene Ontology annotation, biological process: cell-cell adhesion. NCBI's taxonomy places the organism in Eukaryota, Metazoa, Arthropoda, Insecta, Hymenoptera, Formicidae. The coding region runs from base 334 to 819 and encodes 161 amino acids.